UUUCAGAUUCCGUUAUCAUAGCCGGUGCCAUGGGGACGGAGGCAACAGAGACGCCGAACACGGUGGACCAACUGCUGGAAAACGACGAGAUCUCUCCGAUAGAGGAAGUCCGGCUAACGGUGUCCACGACGGACGACGUGUCGCAACCAGUAUGGACAUUUAGGAUGUGGUCACUAGGGCUGUUAUCCUGUUGCGCCAUGUCGUUUGUGAACCAGUUCUUCAGUUACCGUAAAGAGCCACUGGUGAUCACUCAGAUCACCGUCCUCGUAGCGUCGCUCCCGAUCGGACGGUUCAUGGCCUCCGUUCUUCCCACCAGAAAGUUCCGGAUCCCCGGGUUCGGGUCUAAAGAGUUCUCGUUCAACCCGGGUCCGUUCAACAUGAAGGAGCACGUGCUUAUUUCUAUCUUUGCCAAUGCUGGAAGCGCUUUUGGCAGCGGGUCGGCGUAUGCGGUGGGCAUUGUGACCAUUAUCAAGGUCUUUUAUUGGAGGAGCAUCUCUUUCUUUACCUCGUGGCUUCUAGUUAUCACUACACAGGUAUUGGGUUAUGGGUGGGCGGGGUUGUUGAGGAAGUACGUGGUGGAGCCGGCGCAUAUGUGGUGGCCAAACACUCUCGUACAGAUUUCCCUUUUCCGGACACUACACGAGGCAGAAGAGGAAGGGGAAAAACGAAUGACACGUGUCAAAUUCUUCAUAAUAGCACUAGCAGGCAGUUUCACAUGGUACAUGUUCCCAGGCUAUAUCUUCCAGACGCUUCAAAGCAUAUCAUGGGUCUGUUGGGCCUUCCCCCACUCAGUAACGGCCCACCAAAUCGGGUCGGGUUUCUCCGGUCUCGGGUUCGGAGCCUUCUCUCUGGACUGGUCCACUGUGGCUUCGUUCUUGGGUAGCCCUCUGAUCAGCCCGUUCUUCGCCAUCGUCAACAUCUUUGUCGGCUACGUGGCGCUCAUCUACGUGGUGAUGCCUAUUGCCUACUGGGGCUUCAAUGUCUUCAACGCCAAGACGUUCCCCAUAUUCUCCGCCGAUUUGUUCACUUCCGACGGGCAGGUGUAUAAUAUAACCUCCAUUGUCAACGACAGGUUCGAGCUCAACCAGCAGGCGUACGGGCAGGUUGGAAGGGUCAGUUUGAGCUCCUUCUUCGCUAUCACUUAUGGAUUCGGUUUUGCUGCCAUCGUCGCUACUCUCACUCACGUUGCCUUGUUUCAUGGCAGGGAGAUUGUACAAAAAUUCCGAGCAUCUUCAAAAGGAAGGGAAGACAUCCACACGAGGCUAAUGAGGAGCUACAGGGACAUUCCAGCGUGGUGGUUUCAUAUACUUCUAUUUGUAGCAAUCGCCGCCUCCCUUGCGCUCUGCAUUUUCUUGAAGAAGGAGGUUCAGUUGCCUUGGUGGGGUCUUCUUUUUGCAGCCGCCCUGGCCUUCAUUUUCACUCUCCCAAUAAGCAUUAUCACAGCCACCACUAAUCAGACUCCAGGCCUGAAUAUAAUAACAGAGUAUCUGAUGGGAAUCAUAUUGCCUGGAAGGCCAAUAGCCAACGUGUGCUUCAAGACUUAUGGAUAUAUAAGCAUGGCUCAGGCCGUUAGCUUUCUAAGUGAUUUUAAAUUAGGACAUUACAUGAAAAUCCCUCCAAGAUCUAUGUUCCUUGUUCAGCUGAUUGGCACAAUAAUAGCGGGGACAGUGAACAUCAGCGUUGCAUGGUGGCUUUUAUCCACCGUGGACAGCAUAUGCCAUCAGAGCGCUUCCUCGAACAGCCCCUGGACUUGCCCGAGUGACCGCGUGUUUUUCGACGCGUCGGUCAUAUGGGGCUUGGUCGGCCCAAAGCGAAUAUUCGGAUCCCAAGGGAACUACCCAACUCUCAACUGGUUUUUCCUCGGCGGCUUCCUCGGCCCCCUUCUCGUCUAUGUCCUCCACCGAUUUUUCCCCAACCAAACCUGGAUUCCUCUCAUCAACCUCCCCGUCCUCUUCGGCGCCACCGCUUACAUGCCCCCAGCCACGCCGGUUAAUUACAACUCCUGGCUAUUAGUCGGCACGAUCUUUAAUUACUUCGUCUUCCGGUACCGGAAGAGAUGGUGGCAACGGUAUAACUAUAUUCUGUCGGCGGCGUUGGACGCCGGCGUGGCGUUCAUGGCGGUGCUUAUUCACUUUACAUUGGGUGUUCGAAAUGUGCAUAUGAAUUGGUGGGGCUCCAAUCCUGUUGAUACGGAUCACUGUUUGCUUGCCAGUUGCCCCACCGCUAGAGGCGUGGUGGUUGACGGCUGCCCCGUAUUUUAA
Molecule: messenger RNA, 2261 nt
Organism: Cucurbita pepo subsp. pepo (vegetable marrow)
Lineage: Eukaryota; Viridiplantae; Streptophyta; Magnoliopsida; Cucurbitales; Cucurbitaceae
Product: oligopeptide transporter 4
Biological process (GO): transmembrane transport
Molecular function (GO): oligopeptide transmembrane transporter activity
Source: RefSeq, a predicted model, not a curated record